ACUCCUCAGAGCAACAGCCCCUCCAGAACCAGAGCCGUGACCUGCAACAAGGGCUAAGGCGUGCAGUCUUUCUCUGCAGUCUCACAGCGGUACACAGAGGUCCAAACAGGGGGAGGAAAGUACACCCAAAUCGCAAUGGGGACGAGCUGAACUGCAGGCACGAGACAGGCUCGACUGUUUUUAUUUUGUGCGCGUGCUGCUUGCAGGAGCAACGUUUAGCUCUCGCGGCGGCAGAGACGUUGGAAGGUGCUAACGGUCGGAGACGGUGGAGGUUACCUGAAUACCUGCAGUGUUUCACACCGACGCCAGCUCAGACAGAGACGGGACUCGGAGACCGCCACACGGGACAGGAGAAAGUUUCUGAAGCCUAGCGCCACCUUAGCGGCUAAACAAUGUGGCUGACCCCGACAAAGUCCGUCUCGUCGUCGGUUGUCCUGCUAAUCCUGCUGGCAGUCCGCUGGUCCCACAGCGUUUUAAUCUCUCCGCAAGAGGCGAACCAGUUUCUGAGGAGACACAGGCGAGCAAAUCAAGUUUUUGAGGAGACGAAGCAAGGACACUUGGAGAGGGAGUGUGUGGAGGAAAGGUGCACCAAGGAGGAGGCUAGAGAGGUUUUUGAAAACGACCCAGAGACGGACUACUUCUAUCCCAAGUAUAUAGACUGUGUGGAGAAAUUUGGGAAUUCUGAAAAGAAAAAGCAGGAUCUGAUCACAUGUGUGCAUAACAUUCCAGACCAGUGCUCUCCUUCUCCUUGUAAUGCCAGUGGUACGGUGCGCUGCGAGGACAAAAAGGGCGACUUCCACUGCCACUGCUUCACAGGCUGGACAGGAGCCAGUUGUGAGAAAGAUGUCGAUGAGUGCAGCAAAAAUAACGGAGGCUGUGAACAUGAAUGCAACAACACUAUAGGAAGUUACCGCUGCUCCUGUCGCCGGGGCUACAUGCUGGUGGGUCGCCACAUGUGUAGCGAUAUCAACGAGUGUGACGAUGCAAGUGUGUGUGGAGCAGCUCGAUGUCAGAAUAACGAGGGCGGCUAUGAUUGCCUGUGCGAGGACGGCUACGUCUAUGACAAUGAAAGCAAGAGCUGUGUUGAUGUGGAUGAAUGUCAGUCUGGCGUUUGUGAGGAGGAGUGUUUGAACGUUCCCGGGAGUUUCCGUUGCUUCUGUGAUGGUCGUCAGGGCAGGAAGCUGGGACAGGACCUGAGGAGCUGUAAGCCUUUAACACCCUGUAUGUCGCCUUCCCUGAAGAGGAAUCCUCGUUCUCUUUAUUUGGGUCGCAUGUUCAGCGCCGUGCCCGUUGUACGGCUGCGUUUCCGCCGCAUGGUUCACACGGGUUUCUCUGCGGAGUUUGACCUGCGCACCUUCGAUGGUGAGGGGGUGAUCUUCUUCGCAGGAGGCCACCUCAACAGCUCCUGGAUUGUUCUUGCUUUGCACCAGGGGAAGCUGGAGCUGCAGCUCAAGUACGGUGCCGUCAGCAGAGUCACCAGCAGCGGGCCCCUCGUCAACGACGGCCAGUGGAGAAAGAUCUCAGUGGAGGAGCAGGGCCGGAGUCUUGUCAUAAAGAUUGACAGGGAGGCUGUCAUGAAGAUCGCUGUAAAUGGGGAUCUGUUCACUCUGAAGAAAGGCAUGCAUGAACUUAAUCUCACUGUAGGAGGAGUUCCUUUCAGAGAGGAUGGCCUCGUCAAUCAGAUAAAUCCCCGCCUGGACGGCUGUUUGAAGGAAUGGCGCUGGCUGACGGGUGAAGACACCUCAAUCCAAGAAACCAUUCGGUCCAAUGACAACAUGCAGUGUUUCAGCUCUGAGGUUCCUGGAGCGUAUUAUCCUGGAGUUGGCUUCGCUCUCUUCAACAUCAGCUAUGAAUCAAAGAACCUGAGCAUCCAGAUGACCCUGCGCCCUCUCUCCGGUAUUGGAGUGCUGUUUGCACUGGUUCACCAGGACAAAGUGCCUCUCUCCAUCGCUCUGUCUGACUACAAUCCUACCACAGACGAGUGGAGAGACUUCAUUCUGGUUUCUGUAGGCGAUGUUGUUAUCGCCAGCUCUCCUGCAGCCCUCUGCGACGGUGAGAGUCACAAAAUCCAGGUGACCAUCUCAGGUAACCAGACUCUUCUUGAGGUCGACGGCCAACCUGGACGAAGUGACGAAUCAGAAUACACUACAGACGUCUUCUCACAUUCAAGCACCUUUAUAGGAGGCCUCCCAGAUGUUUCUCUGGUGUCCACCCUGGUGUCAGCGCCCUACAGCGGCUGCAUGGAAGUCACCGUGAACGGACAGUCUCUGGAUCUGGACAAGGCCAUCCACAAACACAACGACAUCCGCUCUCACUCCUGCCCCCUGCUGAGCUCUCAGCUGUGACGAAAAUCAGUCUACAAGCAGGUCUUUGACUUGAUGGGCAAGAUGUCCACUAAAAUUCCAAAAGCUCUGACUCAUUGGGAGAUGAUGGCUUAGAUUAAAAAUACACAUUUUUAAAAUUGGCCCCUCUGCAUAGUGGAAUCUGCUGGGUUUUUCACAAUUCUUACAUUUCUAUGACCUAGUAUAUGGAAUAUGGCAAUACAUGUUAAUGUGUUAUAGGCUUGUCGACCCACAAGAACACCGCAGAGGAUUUUCAGAGCAGUGUUAGAUGGUCAGAGUUCUACACUUGCUACCUUUGCUGAAAUCCAGAUUUAUUUCAAUGUCUCUGCUGGCAUUCCCAAAGCUUAGUUAAAGGGGGUGCUAACAAAUGUAAAAAAAAAUAAAUAGGACACCACUAUACCCUGCUCAGAGAAACUGUCAUCACCCGGUGCUUAAACGACUCUGAGCGUUUGGUGCGUAGUAACGUGUUGAUUGUGAACCUAGUCAUAUUUGCCCUUAAAAUGCUGAAUCUCCUUUUGAGCCACAGCAUCGAGACACAGCUUUGUGUUUUAUUUGAUGACCUUGCACAUCGUUGCAGGUAGAAAUGGACUGCGAUCUAAAGCCACUUUUAUGAUUUCCUCUCCAAUACAAACGCACUUCAUGUCUGCCUGCAACCUUAAAAAUCAACCAUGUGCCUAGAAGAUAACAGCCAACACAAACAUGUCAACAGCUCCCCUCUGAUCAGGUGAACCAUUUUGCAGCGGUGCAGUACUGUAACACCUCAAGAUGAAAUUGUGUAAGCGCCUACCAGGUGGAUUCCAGUCCUUUCAAGCACUGACUAACUUCAUCACAAAGUCCCCUUCUUCUCCUAAGAGUCGCUGAGUCACAGUUAGAACCUGCCACAUACCAACCUGACGUCCACAGAUGGGCCACAGAAGCACAGACAAGACGGGAAGGGGCACUGUCCACAGAGGCAGACAAAGCACUGCAUUAAUCGCACCACACAAGCUACUGAGAACAAGAAGAGUGCGCUGUAUUAUACUGUGUGUAAAUAAUGUUACUGUAAAAUGCUUUAGAAAUGACAGAAAGCAAACACUACCUUCUGCUGCAAUAUUUUUGAUUGUUUCAACAAAAGCAUUAAAGCCUCUCAUCCUCUGCGUCUGAGGAAGGUUUCAGCAAUAAGUCCGUCUGCUCGACACAGGCACCGAGAGGUGGGGAGAACAACGGCCUGGAAUCCAAGUAGCAUCAGUCUUUAGGAGCUCAUUUUAAUUUCACGGUGCUGAGCAGAUUAAAAACAUGUCAAAACUGACAAUGUCAGAGGAGCAUUUUUGACUUGAAACGCCAAAAGGGCUCCAGUGUUGUUUUACAUCCUUGUCAUUUUAUAGUUUUCUUUUGAAUGAAUGCAAGAGUAUCAAGUUUGACCUUUUUAUUGUAUUUUUUUUUUUAUCAUGUGUUGUAUCUUGAACUUUUCCCUUAUUUUUUUAUUUUUCACGUUAAACUGCCAGUAUGUGUACAAUGCUGCGAGAUGUCUGCCUUUUGAGUUUUAACUUCCCUUAAACCUAUUUAAAAAUAAAAUCAGUUGUAUAAACAUUAUAUUAUAGAGUAAAACUGUAUUUUCCAAAACAUUUAUUUGUUCACUUUGUGAUCUUUGUUACGUGGUCCUAAAUAAAGGCGGCUCCUCGCUUUGA
Molecule: messenger RNA, 4009 nt
Organism: Girardinichthys multiradiatus
Lineage: Eukaryota; Metazoa; Chordata; Actinopteri; Cyprinodontiformes; Goodeidae
Gene: gas6
Product: growth arrest-specific 6
Exons: 15
Coding region: 393-2345 (650 amino acids)
Cellular component (GO): extracellular region
Molecular function (GO): calcium ion binding
Source: RefSeq, a predicted model, not a curated record